This is a messenger RNA of Manis javanica (Malayan pangolin), 773 nucleotides long. The record is from RefSeq and is a predicted model, not a curated record. Lineage: Eukaryota; Metazoa; Chordata; Mammalia; Pholidota; Manidae.
AUGAAGCCUGAUGCCAAGCCCAUGGUGAGGGGGACCUGGGGGAGGCGGCAGGGAGGACAGAGCAGCCACUGUGCGGACUGGAACGGGGGCCAGAGGGCUUUGCCCUUCUCCUCCCUCCCACCGCGCUCGCAGGGGAGCAGGGCCCCGAGGCCGGAUAACGACCCCACCAGCCUGCCCCGCCUCCCCUUGCCCGCUGGCUUGCUAAUCCACCGCGCCCCCGCCCGGCCCCGCGACUCCGGGGCUCCGGCCUGGCGGGCUUUCUCACCACGGACCCCGCCACAGCCAGGUCUUCCCUUCCUCGUAAGCCUGUUUCCCACCAGACUCCAAAGUUUAGGGCGGCUUUUCAGGUCUGGUGUAAGUGCCGUCCCGAGCGCCUCCGCAGCCACCCCCUUCGAGGCUGCGAUCUCCGGGAGCACCGCCCGCUUCCCGCGUCUCGAGGCGCCAAUACCCAGCUUCUUGGCGCGCGUCGCUGAGUCACCUUCCCGGAACGCGUUCGGGACGCUCUGCACAGCCGGGGCUGCCCGGGGCCGCGCAGGGCGCAGGCGCACUGCACUUCCACGCGGCCGAGCCGGCCCGGGGCCCCGCGCGUCCCUGCGGGCGCCUCCCCGGACCCGGGACCCUCGGGUAUUGGGGAACAAGGUCGAGCCGCCUGGGUCCUCCGGAAGAGAAGAUAGCGCGAAGGCGCGCCUGUGUUACGGGCGCCACCCGGACCUGCCUCUUCCUGACUUUUAGGGGGCGGUAAGAAGACAGGUGUGUGGGGUCGUACGGCUGUA